ACUAAGGAUGGGAUAUUUCUAUGCCAACAGAAAUAUGCCCGUGAUCUUCUAGAAAAAUAUGGAAUGGUCGAUUGCAAGCCUAUGUCAACUCCAAUGGAGGUUAAUGCAAGGUUAUGUUCAGUCGAAGGCAAAGAUCUAGAAGAUGUGACCAUGUACAGACAGUUGGUGGGAAGUCUUAUCUAUCUCACGUUAUCCAGACCAGAUAUUGCUUAUGCAGUGAGUGUGAUUAGUCGAUUUAUGCAAAAACCGAUGAAACGUCACCUGGAGGCCGUACGUCGGAUAUUAAGGUACGUGAAAGGAACCAUUGACUAUGGAAUCCUGUACCGCAAUGAUAAAGAGAUUGAAGUUGUCGGAUACUGUGAUGCUGACUAUGCUGGUGAUCUCGACACACGUCGGUCAACUACGGGUAUGUAUUUAAUCUGGGUUCUGGAGCAGUCUCUUGGUGUAGCAAGAGACAACCAACAGUGUCAUUGUCAAGUACGGAAGCGGAAUAUAGAGCGGCAGCUAUGGCUACACAAGAAUGUUGUGUGGUUGACGCAAUUACUCAAGGAUCUGCAUCAACCAAUUGAUCGGGAAUCAAGUUAGCUUGUGAUAAUCAGUCUGCGAUACGUUUAGCGGAGAAUCCUGUUUUUCACGCAAGGACAAAACAUGUGGAGGUACAUUAUCAUUUUGUCCGAGAGAAGGUUC
Beta vulgaris subsp. vulgaris (sugar beet) is the source of this 687-nucleotide messenger RNA. RefSeq lists its product as uncharacterized. The coding region runs from base 64 to 585 and encodes 173 amino acids. NCBI's taxonomy places the organism in Eukaryota, Viridiplantae, Streptophyta, Magnoliopsida, Caryophyllales, Amaranthaceae. The record is from RefSeq and is a predicted model, not a curated record. The transcript has a single exon.